UCUAGAAUAAACAAGCAAAACCUGGGGUUCCCAGUUGGCUACACAGAGCUCCUCCUCCCAAAACUCCUCCUCCACACACUUUCCAUUCUGGGUUUCAUCAGAAAACUCAUCUCAUUCCUUUUCCGAUCUCUGGGUCUCGGCGAUUUUCUCGAACCCGACAUUGCAUGGCCUGUCCGACCCGACUGCUCUUCGGAGCCCCACUCAGUCUCCGCGGUUCUGAUCCGGGAACUCCUACCCGUGGUCAAGUUCUCGGAUCUCGUGGACCCGCCCGAGAGCUGCGCGGUUUGCCUCUACGAAUUCGACGGCGGCGAUGAGAUCCGACGGCUGACGAAUUGCCGUCACAUCUUCCACCGGAGCUGUCUGGACCGUUGGAUGGACCACGAUCAACGGACCUGCCCGCUUUGUCGGACCCAAUUUAUACCCGACGAUUUGCAAGACGCGUUUAAUGAGAGACUCUGGGCCGCGUCGGGGAUUUCGGAUUACUACGGCGAGUACUCGCCGAUUACUACGGGUUUGUAGGAGGCUGGUUAAUUUUUAUUUUAUUUUUUCCUUUUUCGCCCAUUUUGAGUGGCUUUUUUUUGGUUUACUUGAUAUGUAUAACGUGUAAACUGCGCAAAAAAAUUAUUAUUAUUACAAUUAUAAUAAUAAUAAAUAGGGGAUAGAACAUUUUGUAUAUA
Camellia sinensis is the source of this 677-nucleotide messenger RNA. RefSeq names its product brassinosteroid-responsive RING protein 1. Gene Ontology annotation, biological process: protein ubiquitination. Lineage: Eukaryota; Viridiplantae; Streptophyta; Magnoliopsida; Ericales; Theaceae. The record is from RefSeq and is a predicted model, not a curated record. Gene Ontology annotation, molecular function: zinc ion binding; ubiquitin protein ligase activity.